UUUAGAGUGUUUUCUAUCCAAAUCUACUAAUCAUAUGCAUAUCCUAGCUUCUGGACCUGAGUAGCAGGCAGUUUAAUUUGGGCAUGCUUUUCAUCCAAAAUUCCGAAUGCUGCCCCCUACCCUAGUGAAGUUAAACAUCUCCUGUGAGACACUGUCAUCAUGGUCCAAAUGUGUUGGAGACAGUGUCAACAUUUAAUCUGAUCAGUAGAUAGAUAUUAAUGAUGGGUCCCAAUCCCAAUUUAGAAUUGCCCACUUAACAGGUUAUUUGGUAAACAUCUGUUGAUGCAGUGUUUGCUAAUUGUGUUACUGAGACACAAUCUAUUCCUGUAUAGUUAAAUGAGCCCCUAGUUAAUAAGACUAGACACAACUAUGUUUAUUGUUAUUUAUGGGUCGCAUCAUUCUUGUUUCUCACUUCAGUCACUGCACUUAAAGCACUCCGUACCAGCGAUAGUGGUCCAAAGCCACUGCUCCUGUGUUGCAGGAAGUGCUCUGUGCAAUCAUCUGGUGGCCCUUCUUUACCAGACAGCGCACUACUCUCAACUAAACAUUCCUGCUGCACCACCAGUUCACAGCUGCACAGACACAGAACAGCGUUGGCACAAGCAAAGAACACUUGGUGUGAAACCAGGUCCGGUUGAUGGGAUAGAGUUCAGUAAACCUACUAACUCGUGUGCUGAUGGAAUAAGAAGUUCUCUCUACAAAGCACUCAAUGGAUACAUGCCUGACAUGGACCUUCUCCGCGUCUCAGAAACGUAUGCCAACUUUUCUCCACUUACUGCCCCUCUUGUAACAACAAUGGAAAUGUCAGCUGACGUGCCCCCGGUUGAGUCCGCCUUUGGGCCAGUGCAAGCCGGCAGUGUUCUGUCCUAUCAGCUUCCACAGCCAAAGACCCGUGAAAUUGUGAAGAUUGCCAAUGCCACUUCUCCACCAAUACUUCCAUUCGAUGGCUACAGGCUUCAGGCUUCCCAGUGUGCUUACGUCCUUAGCCAUCAGGAGCAGUUCCACCUCAAGGCAUUAGAGACAACCUACGAGAUGUCACACAAAGUCAAGGUUGCUACAAGGGAGCAGAGCAGCAGCCCGGAAUGGCAUCAGCUCAGGAAAAUGAGAAUAACAUCCUCUCGUUUCCGAGAGGUUUGCCAUGUCCGGGGAGAGACCUCAGCUGACCACCUAACUGAGCGGAUGUUCAAGGGAUCUGGUAUGCAGACCAUGGAGAUGAAGAUACCGAAUGGAGAGCUGAAGUUGAAGAGAUCUCAUGCUUACUACUGGCAGGUACAAGGUCAAAUCCUUCUCACAGGUUGUAGCUGGUGUGACUGUCCUCUGUGCACAGGAGGACAUCCUAGUUGAAAGGAUAUAUAAAGAUC
This is a messenger RNA of Salvelinus fontinalis (brook trout), 1361 nucleotides long. RefSeq lists its product as uncharacterized. The transcript has 3 exons. Lineage: Eukaryota; Metazoa; Chordata; Actinopteri; Salmoniformes; Salmonidae. The record is from RefSeq and is a predicted model, not a curated record. Bases 370 to 1344 code for a protein of 324 amino acids. Gene Ontology annotation, molecular function: zinc ion binding.